GUUACUUUUUUUUUUUAGUUUGCUGCUGCGGUUUAGUAGUGCAGCUAAACGUCGACGAACAAGGAAGGAAUAACGAAAGAGCCUUCAACGCUGAUUUUUGUAGAAUAUUGGACCGACAAAUAGUUACCAGCUUCCACCCUGUCUCUCUGCGAUUGAGAAAGGGACUCACGUUCUCUGUUCAUCACACCCUCUCUCUCUCUCUCUUCGUCUCUCUCUCUCAUCCAUGUGCAUUUCUUGUCUCAUAUUAGGCUUCGAGUUCAGAGGUCGCCCCCUUCAUAGCUUAGAAGCAACUUCCGCAACGUUUUCUCCUUGAUUUCUUCAGGAUCUUAGGCAUGUCAGUGUUGGAAACCCCAAUAGAACGGAAGAACUUGAGUUUAGGCAAAAGGGUUCUUGAGAAGAUCAAGAACAACAUUUGGGCGACCUGGGUUUUUCAAAUUGUCCCUGUUGAAGUGUAUUGAGGACACCCCACAUGAGUUGAUGAGGCAAGACGCUGUAAAGGUGUCACUUUUAAGAUGGUUUCUAUCAGAAUGAUGAAUGAGUUGAAGAGAAAAAGCGAGGCAUUGUGUUUGCAUUGCAGCAAAGAACCCAAUACGAUAAAUGGGUAGUAUUAGUGUAGUAACUUGAGAAUGAUGAUCUUCCGAUGAGAAAAGUAGGCACCAUUUAGUCUCUUACAUUGAGAUUAUUGCGUUGCACACUGUUUUUGGUCGGCUAGUUGUUGAAACCGCUGUGGGGUUUGGACAAAAGGAUCUGUCUCGUGAAGUCUGGCCAAAGGGCUGGGAAAUAGGGUAAAAAUAUUCGCUGGUAAUCAGGGUUUCAAAUAGCGUGCUAUAGUGCUGUAGCGGAGUAGCCCUUGCCUGCUACAGGGGCUGCUGUAGUGGAACAGUUUAGUGAAGUGGCUGUAGCAGACAAAAAUAGCGGGCUGAAUACCGGCCGUAGCAGAUGCUAUAGCAGCGCCAUGUGUUGAUUAAUUCCAAAGAAAACCCUCUAAAAAACCGAGCUCUAGUUCUCUCUCCCAAGCUUUCUCCAGCUUUGCAACUAGCUGUGUCUGGCUCUGGCCAUCAUCAAGUCUUCUUCAGAAAAUUACAAAUGGAUUCAUCACAAAGUGCAGCUCUUGGGGGAAAUGGUGGGAGUGGUGGAAAUGGGACGUUGAUUUCUCAAAAUAAUGACAUGGCAGCCUCUGCAACAGGAGCUGAUGAUUCUAUGCAGAAGCUGAACCAGGUCAGCAAUUCCAUUCAGAAAACCUUAGGCCUUAUCCAUCAGCUUUACCUCACAGUUUCUACCUUCAAUGCUGCCUUUCAAAUGCCUCUCCUCCAACGCAUCAAUGGCCUUGUUGCGGAGCUUGACAACAUGGUUAAAUUGGCAGAGAAGUGCAACAUUCAGGUUCCUAUGGAGGUUGUCAAUUUAAUUGAUGAUGGAAAGAAUCCAGACGAGUUUACCAAAGAUGUUAUAAAUAGCUGUAUUGUAAAGAAUCAGAUCACCAAAGGAAAAACUGAUGCUUUAAAGAGUUUGCGCAAACAUCUUUUGGAGGAAUUGGAGCAUAACUUCCCUGAUGAGGUUGAAACUUUUAGAGAGAGUCGUGCUGCUGCAGCUGCUGAGUUGAAACGUCAGGCACAGGCACAAAGCGCACUGCCAAAUGGAGAUGUAAGGGUUAAAUCAGAGCAUUGAGUGAUAGGCAUAUUUCUUGUGCCUUCUAACGUUUAUGUAUACGUUGUAUAGUGCAGUUCAGCACUGUUCCUUGUUUCUGCAUCUUGGUUAAAUGUUGUAAAUUUGAUGACUAUUUUUUACUUAUUAAUCACUUAAUUUGGCUUGUUGCUAA
This is a messenger RNA of Glycine soja, 1816 nucleotides long. RefSeq names its product mediator of RNA polymerase II transcription subunit 10b-like. Lineage: Eukaryota; Viridiplantae; Streptophyta; Magnoliopsida; Fabales; Fabaceae. The transcript has 10 exons. Gene Ontology annotation, molecular function: transcription coregulator activity. Gene Ontology annotation, biological process: positive regulation of transcription by RNA polymerase II. Bases 1087 to 1665 code for a protein of 192 amino acids. Gene Ontology annotation, cellular component: chromatin; mediator complex. The record is from RefSeq and is a predicted model, not a curated record.